AUGCCGUCCCUUGUCUCCGAGUUCAUCAUCAACCCUGUGCUGCGACAGGCCCGCCGCUUUUCCGAGAUCUCCCGUGCGACGCUGGCCGGCGAUGACGAGGCGUCUGUCGCGCAGUCGGACGCUGUCAAAGACUCUGAUGACGCCGCCGAUGAUGCUGGGCAGCAGGGGCCCGAUGCGACACCUGAACGACGCCGCCCUCGGCCCCUGAGCUCCUCGACGCAGGAGACAAUUGUCGAAGAGGUGCCGGCAGUUGCGGACGAAGCCCCCGCCGCUCCAGCCGCUGACCCCGGACCUCUGCUCGACCACCUCGGCUUCCCGAUAACACCGCCCAGGACUGCGUCGAACAAGGAUGGACCCAUUCCCGAGGAUGAUGGCAUGCGGAAGCUGCGCACGCGCAUUCAGGAGAUCAACGCCCGGGAGAUCUCAUCUGGCGAAAAGGCGAGGCUCAUGCACGACACCCUGCUGGAGGGCUACCGCGCCUCCUACUGGCAAAGCCAGUUGAUUGGGGAGCCGUCGGUCAAGGAGGUGUUUGUCCUCAGCGAGAGCGACAAGGCCCCGACCUACGCCCCUGUCCGACAUUCGAGAACACCAAGCGCGGCAACGCCAACGCACUCGGCGGGCUCGCUUCAUGAAACUCGGGGCCCCCUAGGAUGUGAGCACUACGAGCGGAACGUGAAGCUGCAGUGUUCCACCUGCAAGAAGUGGUAUACCUGUCGGUUCUGCCAUGAUGCCCACGAGGACCACACGCUCAUCCGCAAGGACACCAAGAACAUGCUCUGUAUGCUCUGUGCUACACCCCAAAAGGCAUCCGAGGUUUGCAACAACUGCGGCGAGGUAGCGGCGCAGUACUACUGCAAUAUCUGUAAGCUUUGGGAGAACCGUACUCACAAGCCCAUCUAUCAUUGCAAUGACUGUGGGAUAUGUCGCCGGGGUAUGGGGCUUGGCAAAGAUUUUUUCCAUUGCAAGACAUGUCGGACAUGCAUCACCACGUCAAUCGAGAGCUCGCACAAGUGCAUCGAGCGAUCAACAGACUGUGACUGCCCUAUUUGCGGUGAAUACAUGUUUACAUCGCCGAAGCGAGUUGUCUUUAUGAACUGCGGCCACAGCAUUCAUAAGAAGUGCUACGAUCAGCAUCUGCGGACCUCGUACAAAUGCCCAAUCUGCAACAAGAGCCUGGUGAACAUGGAGCCGCAGUUUCGCAACCUGGACCUGGCCAUCCUCAGCCAGCCGAUGCCCCCAGACUUUCGUGAUACGAAAGCCAAGAUUCUGUGCAACGACUGCUCGGCCAGAAGCACGGUGGCGUACCACUGGCUCGGGCUCAAGUGCUCAAUAUGUCGGUCAUAUAAUACUGUAGAAUUGCAGAUAUUGGGACGGAAUGUUGAGGCCCUGCAGCCUGCCGCCGGCGAUCAGCCUCAGCUCACACGCGAGGCCGGCCCAGAAGACGCGGGACCCGGAAGUCGACGGAUCUCGAUCACGGCGGGCUCGCGGGGCCCCAACAGGAGGCGGCACUCAUCCAAUGCGCCAGAGCUACCAUCUCGUUUCCUCGAGAGAUAUGCGCGGUCGAUGUCGCCUUCUCACAUGAUGAUGGAUAUCCCACAGGCCGCCGUUCCGGAAGUGGACGAAGAAUCGGACGACGACAUUCUCGGAUUCUGGAGAAGUGGUGAGGAUGACGAUGAGGAUGAUGAUGAUGAAUAUGAUUCGGAUGAGUCCAGCGACGAUGACCAUCCCGAGGCAGACGAUGACGACGAGGAAGACGAAGAUGAAUUCAACUUGAUCGGGCAUAGGUAA
This is a messenger RNA of Trichoderma citrinoviride, 1788 nucleotides long. Its product is annotated as zf-CHY-domain-containing protein. Lineage: Eukaryota; Fungi; Ascomycota; Sordariomycetes; Hypocreales; Hypocreaceae. Gene Ontology annotation, cellular component: nucleus. Gene Ontology annotation, molecular function: ubiquitin protein ligase activity; zinc ion binding. The record is from RefSeq and is a predicted model, not a curated record. The transcript has 3 exons. Bases 1 to 1788 code for a protein of 595 amino acids. Gene Ontology annotation, biological process: ubiquitin-dependent protein catabolic process; protein ubiquitination.